UUUGCCAGAUGCACAUGUCAGUUAUUUUUAUGAGGUCAUAGAGGAAAGCAUAACUGUUUAUUGUGUGGGUGUGUGUUAUGAUGAAACAUCAUUUAUUGUUUUUUCUAGGACUAGAUUAUUUAUUUUAUAGAUAAGUUAAUUGAUGUAUGUUUUGAGAAUACUGUUGGUGUUUCAUUUAGGUAUUUUCACUGUAAUAGUUUAAUAACCGUUUUGUUUAAUUCAUGGUGGUUAGUUUAGAAAGCACCAAUCUGGUUAUAUUGUUGAUGUUCAGCUUUUGAAUUGUUCUCUGAACUUAUCAAAACUUUAAAAAAAAAAAAAAAGCUUUGUUUGCUUCCUUCAGUGAGACAGAGAUAUCUUAAAUUGUAUUGAAGCUUUCAGGGCAUUAUUCUUGCUGUAUUUAAUGGUUCUUAUACAUGUGCUUACUGUUAGUUAAAUGAGUUUAACUAAUUAUCACUCUCUUUUACAGGAAAAAUAUCAAGAAAUACUACAAAAUUAGUCACAAACUCAAUUUGAAGUUGAUCAAUGUCAAGCCUAUUACGAAGCCGUAGGAGGGGUAAAGAAAGAAGAAUAUAUGGUCUUGGAUCUCAAGCACACUUAUAUUAUGGGCCGAAUCUUUGUCCUUCUUCUGCAUCUGAUGCUACAUCCUCAGUACCACCUCCGAAUGCUCAACCAGCAGCGACGGGAACUUUGGAUGAGUUAGUGACGCGAUUAAUUCCUGCACUAACUGAUAGCAUAAUUCCUGCACUGACUGAUCACUUGCUUCCUAUUAUUGUUGAGUGGGUACGUGGAUUGAAUCCUUCAGUCUCUUCUCAGAUGGACACUCCUAACGACCAUCCAUCAUCUAUAGCACCUAUAGUUCCAACUCCAGCUACUGCCAACAUUUAUCAAGUUCGUGCAUCGGUUUCUGAUGAUGAUCGUGGCUCUCCAGUCUCUCAUUAGUUAGUUUUGUGGUUUGGACUUUAUGGUUGUUAGUUUUGUUGUUUGGACUUUGUGGAUGUUGCAUAUGAUUUUGGAUUUUUCGAUUUGGAUAUUAUCGUUG
Molecule: messenger RNA, 1039 nt
Organism: Lycium barbarum (goji berry)
Lineage: Eukaryota; Viridiplantae; Streptophyta; Magnoliopsida; Solanales; Solanaceae
Exons: 1
Coding region: 523-939 (138 amino acids)
Source: RefSeq, a predicted model, not a curated record